GGAAGUUGGAACACGAAAGGUGAAAAACAACCGCUCACUACCGUUCCUCCAUUUCCCGCUUACAAGAAGCGAAACUUAGUCGUGCAACUGAGGAACUUAGGGUUUAGUCUGAUUUCCAUUUCCUUGUAGUCUCGUACUCCGCUAUGGAAGAAGAAGAAGACGCUACUGGAGUCUACAGGCCUUCCAUGGAAGUUGAGCAAACUUCAACGGACGAAAAGUUUGAACUGGCUGAGGAGCUUACUAAUACUCAACAACAAUGCGCAGCUGUUGCCGAGAUAGAUGCGUCACACUUCAUCGGGGUUUCUCCAGUUGUUGCUGAUGUAGCCACUGUGGUCGAAGAAGAGGGUACGCGUAGGACGGAAGUGGAGAUAGACACGGAAGAAGCCGAGGCUACAGAAACGAGCAGAAGUGGCGGGGGACUUAAGCGAGGUAGGCAGUCACGGGUCCAGACAAAAGCCCCUUCAAAGAGGAAGGAGGAAGAAGAUCUUUGUUUCAUAUGCUUCGAUGGCGGGAACCUUGUACUUUGUGAUCGUCGGGGCUGCCCUAAGGCGUACCAUCCUACUUGUGUGAAUCGAGAUGAGACAUUCUUCCGUUCCAAGGGUCGCUGGAAUUGUGGAUGGCAUAUAUGUAGCAUCUGUGAAAAAUCUGCCCAAUUCAUGUGCUAUACAUGUACAUAUUCUUUGUGUAAAACAUGCAUUAAAGAGGCUGAGUUCGUAUCUGUUAGAGGAAACAAAGGUUUCUGUGGGACGUGCUUGAGAACAGUUAUGCUGAUUGAGAAAAAUGAGCAGGUAAGCAAGGAAAUGGGUCAAGUAGAUUUUGAUGACAAAAAUAGUUGGGAGUAUCUCUUUAAGGAUUAUUGGGUAGAUUUGAAAGGAAAGCUGUCAUUAACUUUUGAUGAAGUCACACAAGCUAGAAAUCCAUGGAAAGGGUCUGACGCAUUGGGCCAAAAGGAAGAAUGUUCUGAUGAAGUUUACGAUGCUAAUUAUGAUAAAGGCUUUAGUUCAGACAGCUCUGCUGGGAAAAUUGAAGUAAGCAGUUCUAAACGAAGAAAGGAAAAAAAGCGACUAAAGUCCAAUAAGUAUGUUGAUUCUCCAAGUGCAGCCGGACAGAGUGUUAAAGAAACGUCUAUAUCUGAUGGCACUGAGUGGGCUUCCAAGGAGCUCUUGGAUUUUGUUGCGCACAUGAAAAAAGGUGAUACAUCUGUCUUGUCUCAGUUUGAUGUCCAGGCUCUCUUGUUAGACUAUAUAAAGAGAAAUAAUCUUCGUGAUCCUCGUCGAAAAAGUCAAAUUAUUUGUGAUUCAAGGCUAGAAAAUUUGUUCGGCAAAGUUCGUGUAGGGCAUUUUGAAAUGUUGAAGCUUCUGGAAGUGCACUUUCUUAUGAAAGAAGACUCACAUCCUGAUGAUGUUCAAAAGGGUAUUGUUGAUACUGAGGGGAGUCAGUUGGAGUUUGAUGAUAAUAAUGAUGCACUAACGAAGGCUAGUAAAGAUAAGAGACGUAAAACACGUAAAAUGGGGGAGGAGAAAGAGCCACAGAUAAAUCUUGAUGAUUAUGCAGCAAUUGAUGUGCACAACAUCAACUUAAUUUACCUGAGACGUAACCUGAUGGAGGAGUUACUUCAAGAUACUGAAACCUUCCACGACAAGGUUGUUGGCUCACUUGUUAGAAUUAGAAUAUCUGGCAGCGGUCAAAAGCAAGAUAUGUAUAGGCUUGUUCAAGUUGUAGGUACCUGCAUGGUGGAUGGACCUUACAAAACUGGCAAAGGGACUACAAAUAUCAUGCUCGAGAUAUUAAAUUUAAACAAGACAGAGAAAAUUUCAAUUGAUACAAUUUCAAACCAGGAGUUCUCUGUGGAUGAAUGCAAGCGUUUACGCCAGAGCAUAAAAUGUGGAUUUAUUAAACGAAUGAUAGUGGGUGAGAUUCAGGAGAAGGCCAUGGCCCUCCAAACAGUGAGAGUUAAUGAUUGGGUGGAAACUGAGAUAUUGCGGCUUAGUCAUCUUCGUGAUCGGGCCAGCGAAAAGGGGCGUAGAAAGGAGCUUAGAGAAUGUGUAGAGAAGUUGCAGCUCCUUAACACACCGGAAGAGCGCUCCCGUAGGCUACGGGAAAUUCCUGAAAUACAUGCUGAUCCUUACAUGGAUCCUAGCCAUGAAUCUGAUGAAGACGGAGGAGAACCUGAUGAUAAUAAAAGAGACAACUAUUCGAGACCAAGAGACGUUGGAUUUGGUUGGAAGGGAAGGGAACCAAUCUCUCCAGGAAAAGGAGGUUCAACUUCAAAUGAUAAUUCCUGGAGUGGAGCAAGGAAGAAUAUUUCUGCCAGCUGGGAACCAAGUAAAAUUGUUUCUGGAAAAGGCUCCUUGGAAAGAGGAGAUUUACACCAACCAACUUGGGAAAAAUCAAAAAUCCAGGUGGCCACAACUGGUUCUGACACAAGUGCUUGGACUAGCCAAGCCACUUUGAUUUCUGGGUCAUCAUCUGGGCUUGCAACAAUGAGUACACCAUCACCUUCAGUGCAGUCAUCUAAUAUCAGUGAUACAGAAAACAUGUGGCUUUACCGGGACCCAUCUGCGAAAAUCCAAGGACCAUUUUCUAUGGUUCAACUGCGUAAAUGGAGCACAACUGGGUACUUCCCUGCUGAUCUGAGAAUAUGGAGAACAACUGAGAGGCCAGAUGACUCAAUCCUUUUGGCUGAUGCAUUGAAUGGGAAGUUCUAUUUGGAGCCACCCCGGAGGGACAACAGCUUUUCUCAGUCUCAAAAGGCAAUAAUCACAUCUGAUAAUAGAGAAAAUAACUGGAGAGGAAACAAAAGCUCACCAUGGACAGAAAAAACACAGAGUGAUGGAAGCGGGAACCCAAGUUGGAAGGAUUCAGGCAGCCGUGUUAACAGUAAUGGUAAUGCUGGAUAUGCAAAAAAUGAUGGGUGGGCCUCUCGGUCAACUGGUUGGACUGCACAAGCAAUGGAAGCUGUCAAUCCCAAAGAAGUACAGGAUGGGAAUUCUUCACGAGGCUGGGACUCAUCAAAGGCAAACAGUGCUUGGUCUGGUCAGCCCCAAGUGCACAGUUCAAAUCCAUCAUCCAGAACGCCUUUACAGCAAGGAAGAGAUGGUCAAGGGGGAGAUGGAUGGAGUUCUGGUCAGAAUCACGGAACUUGGAAUGCAAAUAGAUCCAAUGAGAUUCAAUCUAGCAGUGGAUAUGGCCAUGAGAAGCGUUCUGGUAAUUGGGGUUCUUCAGUCCAAUCAUCUCUGGAAAGUGGUAGAUCCGAACCGGAAAAUAGUAAGAGCUGGUCUACCGCAUAUUCAGCUGAGGCACCUAAAUUUGCUAGAGAUGGCUGGGCUUCUGACCAUGGCAGAAGAAAUGAUUCAUCCAACCUCCCAACUCCUACUCCGAAGCCAAUUAGUUCAGGCUGGAUUGGGGGGGCAGGUUUCAGUUCCUAGUCGUCCUGCAAAUUUUGGCUGGGGACCAACUCAAAGCCCAGGAGUAAAUGUGUCACAACAUUCUCCUGCUGCUGUUCCUGAACCUCUCAAGAGUACAUCUGAUUGGAGUGAGCACCGCCAUAUUUCUGUAAAGCCCUCGCUUGGGGGAUGGGACUCCCACUUUAAUUCUUCUUCCAUGCCCAAACCAUCUGAGAC
Molecule: messenger RNA, 3623 nt
Organism: Telopea speciosissima
Lineage: Eukaryota; Viridiplantae; Streptophyta; Magnoliopsida; Proteales; Proteaceae
Product: zinc finger CCCH domain-containing protein 19-like
Exons: 10
Coding region: 144-3428 (1094 amino acids)
Molecular function (GO): protein binding; DNA binding
Source: RefSeq, a predicted model, not a curated record